This is a messenger RNA of Penicillium daleae, 1470 nucleotides long. Its product is annotated as putative 2-methylcitrate dehydratase (PrpD). The transcript has 2 exons. The record is from RefSeq and is a predicted model, not a curated record. Gene Ontology annotation, molecular function: lyase activity. Bases 1 to 1470 code for a protein of 489 amino acids. NCBI's taxonomy places the organism in Eukaryota, Fungi, Ascomycota, Eurotiomycetes, Eurotiales, Aspergillaceae.
AUGGAACCUGCUUACGACCAGCCGAUCGCCGAUAUCGCACACUACACUUUCCAUUAUGAGAUCGAGGAAGCAGAUGCAAAGGUGUGGGCAAGGGCACGUUUGGCUUUACUCGAUACUGUAGGCUGUGCCAUCGAGACUGCAGCCACCAGUAACGAAUGUCGAAAGCUAUUAGGUCUCGCAACUAAGGGCAUAAAUGUUCCAGAUGGAUUUCGAGUUCCGGGAACCGAUCUACAGGUGGACCCACUAGAAGGAACGUUCAGUUUCGGAAUUCUUAUACGAUACUUGGAUCAUAAUGAUGCUUUGGGAGGGGCGGAAUGGGGUCAUCCAUCAGAUAAUAUCGCAGCUAUCUUGGCUGUUAUGGACUGGCUGUCACGCAUGGCCGCCGCGGGCCGUCUCACCCAUACUGGACCCCCGUUGACCGUGCGGACAUUGUUGAUCGCAGUGAUCAAAGCUUAUGAGAUACAAGGCUGCUAUCAACUGUGCAACGCAUUCAAUGAUUACGGCAUCGACCAUGUGGUAUUGGUCAAACUGGCUUCGGCUGCCGUCGUUUCAUGGUUGCUGGGGCUCACGGAAGGGCAGACCAUGGCAUGCAUCUCUCACGUCUGGAUGGAUGGGCAGCCCACGAGAGUGUACCGAGCACGCAAUAACACGAUUCCACGGAAAGGAUGGGCUGCAGGGGACGCUGCGCGGAGAGCUGUGCAGCUUGCUUUGUAUGCUCAAGCAGGCCAGCCAGGCGCGCCGGGAGCUUUGUCCUCAAAGCCAUGGGGCUUCUGGGCUCGAACAUUCGGGGAAGAUGGCUUCCAGUUUCCUCAGCCAUUUGGUACUUGGACAAUCCGAAAUGUGUUAUUCAAGGCUAUGCCAGUAGAGGGACAUGCAGUAUCAGCCGUGGAAGCAGCCCUGCUCCAGAUGCGUCGCUUCGGAGAAAAAGGGUUGUCAAAUCCCACAGAAGAUAUAAAGCGAAUAGACUUGCGCACCACGGCUGCCGCUGGUUUGAUCAUCAACAAGAAAGGACCAUUGCGCAAUGCCGCAGACCGUGAUCAUUGCAUUCAAUAUGUGGUUGCUUUGGCAUUCUUGAAAGGCAGUGCGCCUGAGCCUGCCGACUAUCUUGACACAAGUUCAUGGGCGAUAAGUAGGGAUAUGGAGUGCUUGAUGGAUAAAAUCACGGUUUCACCCGACGAGAUGCUGACCGGUGAUUAUUUGAACCUGGAUAAAAAGAGCAUCGGAGCGGGUGUUACAGUCCAUCUCAAGGACGAAUCGGUUCUUCCGGAGAUUCUGGUUGAGUACCCCAUUGGACAUGUGCGGAAUCCCGGAACAAAUGCGUUUCUGGAAACCAAAUUCUCACAAAACAUGGCGCGGAUGUUCUCCAAGGCAGAAAUCGUCCAGAUAGCAGAGGCAGUCCACCACCCCGAUCUGCUAGUAACGGAUUUCGUGGGGUUGCUUGCACGUCCGGCAAGCCAACAAAAACUGUGA